AUGAGAGGAAAGCUUGUGCUUACCCAGACCAGGUUCGAAUCCUGGAGAGUAAGCAAGGGGACUGAGGCGCGCCGCAGUAGUUACACUGUCACGCUGGGCCCAUACGUCACUAAAGCGGCGUGUCCUGUGCCCACACCACUGCAGCAGCAGUGGGCCACCCUGAGGGGCCCACCACAAAGUCAAGGGGGCCCUCCACGACCCAAGGGGCCCUCCACGACCCAAGGACCCUCUCCACGAGCCAAGGGCCCCUCCACGACCCAAGGGCCUCUCCACGACCCAAGGGCCCUCCACGACCCAAGGGCCCCUCCACGACCCAAGGGCCUCUCCACGACCCAAGGGGCCCUCCACGACUCAAGGGGCCCUCCACGACCCAAGGGGCCCUCCACGACCCAAGGGGCCCUCCACGACUCAAGGGGCCCUCCACGACUCAAGGGGCCCUCCACGACUCAAGGGGCCCUCCACGACUCAAGGGGCCCUCCACGACUCAAGGGGCCCUCCACUACCCAAAGGGCCCUCCACGACCCAAGGAGGCCCAGAGCAACACCACUAUAG
This is a messenger RNA of Procambarus clarkii (red swamp crayfish), 552 nucleotides long. The record is from RefSeq and is a predicted model, not a curated record. Lineage: Eukaryota; Metazoa; Arthropoda; Malacostraca; Decapoda; Cambaridae.